Messenger RNA from Rotaria sordida, 942 nucleotides. NCBI's taxonomy places the organism in Eukaryota, Metazoa, Rotifera, Eurotatoria, Philodinida, Philodinidae. The record is from the annotation of a GenBank genome assembly.
AUGGAUGAUUAUGAUAAUAUCGAAAACUUAACUUUACCUUCUACAAAUGAAGAUCAUAUAUUGAACAAUUGUUCAUUACAACCGAUUAAUAUCGAUACAUUGCAGCACAAAAUUGAGAGUAAUGAUCAAAGAGAAAAUCAGACUAUGAUAAGAAUGACUUCAUCUUGGAAGCAAAUCGUAGUAAAAACUGAUGAUAAUCACGAUCAUAGCCAAGCUGAUGAUGAUGAUGAUCACGAUGAUAGCCAAACUAAUGAAAUAAAUGAUAAUUUAGUAUCAUUCACACCAUUGAAUACAAUUCAAGUAAUAUUCACUAUUCCUGAUAUUAUAAUUUCAAAUGAAACAAUUCUUAAUCAAACAAUAUUUAUUACUGAUGUAAAAUCUAAUCAAUUAUUAGCAUCUUUAAACUAUAUUUGUUUCAAUGGAUCAUCUUUUAUUAUUAAUUAUUCAACAAAUAAAUCAUUACCACAUGAUGUUUGUUUAUAUGUUUUAAUAUCAUCUAUCGCAUUAAAAGAAAUCUUUAUUUGUCGUACUAUUAACAAUAUAUCCAAUAUUAAUAAAGGUCACAGCGAUCAAUCAAGUAGAGUUUUUAUUAUUUCACAAUGUAUUGUAAAUUGUCUUAUGAUGAUUAUUAUAUACUUAGUACAUAUAGGUAGAAAGAAAAAUCUAAUUAAUCGUGUUGGUCAACAUUUUUUACAUAAUAAAUUAGUUACACAUAAAAAUAGUGUUAUUAUAUUUCAUGAUAGAAUAAAUCCUGACAUUAUAAAUAAUAUUCAUUUAAAUAAUUUGAUUUCAUCACCUAUUGAAGAACAAGUAUUAGCUGCAAAUGAUUUAAUAUCAACACGUAAUGAUCGAAGAUUUACACAUCAUGCAUUAAUUGAUGUUACAGAAUUAACAAAACAAAUGAAUUUAUCAAAUAAAAAUAUAGAAUCUAAUGCUUUUUAA